Didymodactylos carnosus is the source of this 1302-nucleotide messenger RNA. The record is from the annotation of a GenBank genome assembly. Lineage: Eukaryota; Metazoa; Rotifera; Eurotatoria; Philodinida; Philodinidae.
GUGGUUUUUGCCUAAAUUUUAUUUUUCUCAUUGGCGCCUUUUUUUCAACCAAUGAAAAAAAUAAAAUUUAGGCAAAAACCACGUAGAUUAUGUCGACGCCAGAAAAGAAGUCAAAGUAUAAUUAUAAGGAACCAGCUGUCGGAUUCACCGAAAAAUUUAGCGCAUAGCGCCCAAUUUUUCCCUAAUUUGGUGCUGCGCGGCAAAAGUACCUAAUUUUCUAAUGUUUCUGCUCCGUUUGUUUUGUUUUAGAUUAAAGAAAAAUAAAUGCGUUAUAUAUGCACUAUUUUGUAUGUUAUCUGUUACCAUGACAAGGCUAAUGUCUCGUCAACAUCUUCACAGAUAUCUGUGUCUUGUCCAUUUAUAUUUGAUAUUGCUAGAUUAUAAAAUGAUGAAUUAGUGUAUAAAGAAGAAAACAUCUCCGAUGAAGCUCGUUUGUAUUUCGAUAAUAAUCGUAAUAAAUUACAGAAUAUUGCAAAUGGUGUUGUUCGAUUUUGUUUACCAUCAGGUUCAUGUUCUGGUUUUUACAUGAGUAAAAAUUUAAUUGGUACCAAUGAACAUAACAUUAGUCAAAUUAAACUCUCGUCAUCAUUUACCGACACAAAUGAUAUUUAUGCUACAUCGCCUUUAUUAAAGCAGUGUACGCCUGUUACGAAUAAUGACUUCGAUUUUGCUUAUGCAAGAAAUAAUAUAAUGUCUCUCAAUAUUGUCGAAACAACAUUAUUUGACCCAAAUAAAUAUUUUGACAUACGUGAACGUCAUAUUGAAAAAGAUCCAAUAUUAGGAAUUACCGGUGAUUUCGAUAUGAUAGAUUUUGUGGUUGUGAAAGAGACAGAAAAAGUUCGAAAUGAUUCAAUAAUAUUCAUACCAUCAAUCGAACACGUUCGAAUUGAUGAUCCUAUUAUCACUGUUUCAUACCCCGGCAAUGAAUUUUCGACUCAAGAAUCAAGUGGACGUCACCACUAUGACUUAUUUUUACCCCCAUUUGAAGAACUGAAAAAAAUAUUUCAUGGUUUCGGUGGACGUUGUGUAUCUUAUGGACAUGUUAUUGCUCCAUAUAAAUUAAAUAAAAGUUCAGAUGAAUGGAUCGAAGAUCUAGAAUAUCGAAACACUAGUUUUUCGAAUUAUCAAUGCGUCUUAAGUAAUGAAAAUCGCUAUCACGGAUCCAGUGGUGGGGUUACAUUAAGAUCCAAUUUUAAUAUAUAUGAAAAUAUACCAGCUGCAAAUGGUGAACAAUUAACUUUAGUUGAAUUUGUAUCCAUACAUUUCGGUGGCGAAUUUAUACCUUGUCGAGCAGUGGCGUAG